CUGCUGGCUGACGGAGCAGCUAGGCGUGCUGGCAAAUCCUUGCGGAGGGCGAGAGAGGCGCCGCGGGGGUGCAGCAAGCAAGCAAGCGGGAAGAUGGCAGCGGCGGAAGCGCACCGGGUGCUCGUCUACGGUGGUCGGGGCGCCCUGGGCUCCAAAUGCGUGCAGUACUUCCGAGCGAAGGACUGGUGGGUGGCCAGCAUUGACUUAGCAGAAAAUGAAGAAGCAUGUGCCAACAUAGUUGUGAAAAUGAGUGAUUCGUUUACUGAACAAGCAAAUCAGGUGACAGAAGAUGUUGAGAAGCUCCUGGGUGAAAAAAAGGUCGAUGCUAUCUUUUGUGUAGCUGGAGGAUGGGCUGGAGGCAGCGCAAAAGCGAAAUCUGUAUACAAAAACAGUGACUUGAUGUGGAAGCAAAGUGUUUGGACAUCAACUAUUUCUGGCCACCUGGCCACCAGGCACCUGAAGGAAGGGGGCUUGUUGACCCUAACCGGGGCAAAAGCAGCAUUAUCUGGGACUCCAGGAAUGAUUGGUUAUGGCAUGGCCAAAGCAGCAGUCCAUCAGCUCUGUCAGAGUCUUUCUGGAUCAAGUAGUGGUUUGCCCCCUGGGUCUGCUGCGGUUGCCAUCCUGCCGGUUACCUUGGAUACACCGAUGAACAGGAAAUCCAUGCCUGACGCAGAUUUCAGCUCCUGGACACCAUUAGAUUUUAUUGCUGAAACCUUUUAUGACUGGGUGACUGGAAAAAAACGGCCAGGCUCUGGAAGUCUGAUCCAGGUGGUAACAACAGGAGGAAAAACUGAGCUUAUGGAGGCCCACCUGUGAGCCAAGAUGGACAUUUUGUGCCAACAGUGAUGAAGUCAUGGAGAUGUAAAGUGUGCGCAUGUGUAGUUCAUGUGCUUAAUUUCUGUUUAUGCCAGUUAGAUGAUCUUAUUUGUGGGGAAAGACCUGAGGUGGUAUGUGUGUUGCUAGAUGUGUGUAUGCCGUGCUUUAAUUAUCAGACAGCACGACAUCUCUUGUAUUUAAAUCAGGUCUCAGUGUCACAAGUUUAACUAAUAGCCUAAUUUUACAGCACAUUUCUAGGGAAUUCCUUCGAGCCUUAAAAAAAGCAGGUAACAAUCUGAUGGGUAAAAUGGCGGUAAACUGAAUGACAUGCCUGUGUGCGCUCCUUGCUGAUCUUUCUCUGUUCCUGUGAUUUGUCAACUUGAAUGUCAUCUGGAUGGACCUCAUUGGUAUCAUUAUGUAUUGCUCUGUGUUAACCUUGACCAAACAUACAGUUCUGCUACCUUCCCUCCUACACAUUCUAACUCUUUCAAAAAGUUCUGUGGAAGACUCAAAGUAAAAACAGCUGGAAAAUUGAGAAAACACUGAAACAUUAAAAACACUAUUUUAUGACCUCUCAAAUUGUCUGUGGGGUGGGGAAAUAGGUUUAUUUGCAGUCUCAACUCCUGUGGCUUUGUAGCUGGGUCUCUGAAUGUGGAGCCCCCACCCCCUCACAUCCAGUGUGGAAAGAAUAGAAUCAUUGAAUAGUAGAGUUGGAAGGGGCCAAGAAGGCCAUCGAGUCCAACCCCUGAUGUUGCAGGCCACCAGUUUACACCAUCCCACUUUCAUGACCCUUUUUGUACGUCUCUAGUGUGGAAGAGCCCUCUCUGGGCAACUGGUUUCAUAGCACUGGUGGCCUCUCUGAGCUGAGAAAUCGGCUUUUGAGAGGAAGAACUGGGGUGUGCUGGGAGGAGGGAGGGGAGCAAGCUGGGGACAGUGGCUUGCACCCAGGCUCCUCUGCUCCUCCUUCCUUUCCAUCACUUGGAUAGCCCAGAAGGGCAGUGUACAGGGGAGGGGAGGGGAGGGGAGAUAGCAGUGACCAGGCGAGCCUCCAUGUUCAGAGGCUUGCUUACAUCAAGGGCAGAGGACAUUGGCUUGUGUUUUCCAGUCCUAGCUUCUAAACGAAGUCUGCAGUCGUCAUUUCAGGCAGUGUGUAAUUGUGGGUGUUGUCUACCUAAAUAUUUGGAAAAGGAAAUUUUUGAUAAAGUCAAGGCUAGAAGAGAGAAGCAUUAUUUUGCCUUAAAAAUUGUAUUGUGCUUGUCCGUGUGGCCUGUAUGUUCCCUGUCUCUGUGCCAGACCAUUGUGAUGGUGGUGAAGAGUUACGUUGCAAGAAUAUGUUGGUGACUGAAGCCAUAUUCUGCUGUGACAGAAGCCUGCCCAGUUUUGUGCAUUUGUUAUAUGCAGCAGCAGCAGCUGCCAUUGCUGUCACUGCAGCCACUGAAGCAUUUGACUUGCCAGGACACCCGCCUACGAGGGGAAAGCACAGCUCCUUCCCUGUGACCAGAGGAGAGGAGCAGAGGAGGGAGGACGCAGCUCAGCCAGCACUGCGCAAGCCCGGCCAGCAGCUCCUGCCGGCACUGAAGGCCCAUGGCAUUCAGCAGCCGCACGCUGGCACAGUGUCAAAGGAGUGUCCCCCGCCCCGCCUCAGCCUUCCCUCUGCUGGCUCUUGCUGGGGAAAAUGGUUGGGCUCUAAUGCCCACCCUUCACAGCCAGCACAAGCAUGGGAAUUGCAGUCCAAUACAAUUGGACACCAGGCUGGGGAAGACUGUCUCCACCUUCAGUCCAUUGUGGGUAUCGUUGGGACAUGGCCACCAGCAAACCACCUCACUACCUGCCCGACUGGAUUGUGUAUGUACCUUGUGUAACCAGUUAUGGUGAUUUUAAAACCUGGAAGAAGGGAGCGCCCUACAGUGGCUAUGGUUCUGUCAUGAAUGUCUUGAAUUUUGUGCUAAAUAAAUGUGUUGUUUAGGA
Molecule: messenger RNA, 2784 nt
Organism: Varanus komodoensis (Komodo dragon)
Lineage: Eukaryota; Metazoa; Chordata; Lepidosauria; Squamata; Varanidae
Gene: QDPR
Product: quinoid dihydropteridine reductase
Exons: 7
Coding region: 94-816 (240 amino acids)
Biological process (GO): tetrahydrobiopterin biosynthetic process; L-phenylalanine catabolic process
Cellular component (GO): cytoplasm
Molecular function (GO): NADH binding; 6,7-dihydropteridine reductase activity; NADPH binding
Source: RefSeq, a predicted model, not a curated record